Mesorhabditis spiculigera is the source of this 831-nucleotide messenger RNA. NCBI's taxonomy places the organism in Eukaryota, Metazoa, Nematoda, Chromadorea, Rhabditida, Rhabditidae. The record is from the annotation of a GenBank genome assembly.
AUGGCCGCCCAGUGGCCGCAACGCUACGACGAGGCCGAGCUGCAGGAGCUGGACAGCCUGAUCCCGGAGGAGGCGCGAAAUUUGUUACGCGAGCUCGACGAGGUGCAGACAGAACUUGACGCGAUUGCCGACCGCGAGAGCGACGAGGUCAUAUUGAUUGAGCACAAAUUCGGCCUCCGCAGGGCCCCGCACUUUGCCGACCGCGCCCAGGUCGUCGACAAAAUCCCCGAAUUUUGGUUUACGGUGAUCAUGAACCAUCCCCAAAUCAGCUCGUUGAUCGAGGAGGACGAGGAGCCGCUUUUGUCCUUUUUGAAAAAUAUUGAGCUCGAGUGGAAGGGCGAUCCGCGGGACGGCUUCCAGCUGAUCUUCCGCUUCUACCCCAAUCCCUUCAUCGAAAACCAGGAGGUGAUCAAGGACUAUUGGACCCGAGCGGAGCCGGAGCCGUACUGCACGACGACCGAGAUUUUGUGGUUGCAGGAGAAAAUUGGCGUCUACGAGCACAACGAGGAGGAGCCCAUGUUCGGCCUCUCCUUUUGCGGAUGGCUAUUCACCAAUAUGAAUCCGCGAUUUGAUGACGUAGCCGAGAUCAUCCGCGACGACAUCUGGCUCUCUCCCCUCAACUAUUUCAUGGCCCCGGAUAUCGAGUACGACGAUGAGGACUUUGAUAUUGCCGAUCAGGCGAACCAGGGUCUCGGGCCUCCUCCACCCCUUCCGGCCGCGAUCGGCGUCAUCCAGGGCCCGAUUCUGCCGCCGCUCCACCCGGCCAACCCGAAUUUGCCCCAUCCGGCUCCUGCUCCAUCGAGGGGCUCAACCCUGCUCACCCCGAACUCA